UCGGACGGCGGCGCAGCAGAGAUGCGGCGGAGCCGGCGGUCGCGGGUGUCCCGAGCGGGAGCGCCUCUGGCUUUGGCGGCGGCGGCCCUGCUGGUGGCGGCGACGGGGGCGCUGGGCUGGCUGUUGCUGUGGCAACGGGGCCUGCCGGACUCAGAGCUCGGCGAGGCCGGCGGAGUCGUGCUCCCCUCGCAGCAGCCUCCCGAGCUCGCCCGGCGGCUCCUCCGCAGGCCCGUGUACGACAAGCCUCCGCUGGGCAGGGAAGCGGAGCUGGGCGAGCUGGGCCGGCCCGUGCGCCUGGAGCUGAGCGCCGCCGAGCAGCGGCGCCAGGAGGAGAGCAUCCGGAGCCACCAGAUCAACAUCUACCUCAGCGACCGCAUCUCGCUGCACCGCCGCCUGCCGGAGCGCCGCCACCUCCAAUGCAGAGAAAAGAAGUAUGAUUAUUAUAACCUUCCAAAGACUUCUGUUAUAAUAGCUUUUUAUAAUGAGGCUUGGUCAACGCUUCUCAGAACAGUUCAUAGUGUUCUUGAGACUUCUCCUGACAUCCUUCUGGAAGAAGUAAUCCUUGUAGAUGAUUACAGUGAUAAAGAGCACUUAAAGGAGACUUUGGAAAACUAUGUGGCUAACCUGCGCAAGGUACGGCUUAUCCGGGCAAACAAGAGAGAAGGAUUGGUUCGAGCAAGACUGUUGGGAGCUUCUAUAGCAAAAGGGGAUGUUCUAACCUUUCUUGAUUGCCACUGUGAGUGCCAUGAAGAAUGGCUCGAACCAUUAUUAGAAAGAAUUAAAGAAGAGCCAUCAGCUGUUGUCUGCCCUGUGAUCGAUGUGAUUGACUGGAACACUUUUGAAUAUUUGGGGAAUCCUGGGGAGCCACAGAUUGGUGGGUUUGACUGGAGACUGGUCUUCACCUGGCAUGUUGUACCCGAGAGGGAGCAAAAACAGAGGAGAUCCAAGAUUGAUGUCAUCAGGUCUCCUACUAUGGCUGGUGGGCUCUUUGCAGUCAGUAAACAUUAUUUUAGCUACCUUGGCUCUUAUGACACAGGAAUGGAAGUCUGGGGAGGGGAAAACCUUGAAUUUUCAUUCCGGAUCUGGCAGUGUGGAGGAAGUCUUGAGAUCCAUCCUUGUUCUCAUGUGGGACAUGUUUUCCCAAAGCAAGCUCCCUACUCAAGGGCAAAGGCUUUGGCUAACUCUGUCCGUGCUGCAGAAGUGUGGAUGGAUGCAUACAAAGAGCUUUAUUACCACAGAAAUCCCCAUGCACGCAAGGAGCCUUAUGGAGAUGUGACAGAAAGAAGAUUUCUUCGAGAGCAGCUGAAAUGCAAGGAUUUCAAGUGGUACUUGGAUAAUAUUUACCCAGAACUCCAUGUGCCAGAGGACAGGCCUGGCUUUUUUGGGAUGCUGAAGAACAGAGGGAUGGCAAAUUAUUGUUUUGAUUAUAAUCCUCUUGAUGAGCAUGAUAUAACAGGACGUGUAGUCAUAUUAUAUCCUUGUCAUGGCAUGGGACAAAAUCAGUUUUUUGAAUACACCUCCCGCAAUGAAAUACGUUACAACACACGGCAACCUGAAGUCUGUGCAGCAGUUGAUCCAGGAUCUGAUUAUUUGAAAAUGUACUUGUGCCAAGAAGGUAUCCAGAACAUUCCUGAAAAUCAGAAAAUUUUAUUCAGAGAGGAUGGAACAUUACUCCAUGUGCAGACCCAGAAGUGCUUACAAGCAGAAUCUAAUGCUUAUGAUGGCAAUUCAGCACCUUUAUUACGGCCGUGUUCCAAUUCAGAAUACCAGAAAUGGUUUUUCGAAGAAAGGAGCUGAUGUGGAACUCCACUAUUUUGUGCAAGAAAAUAAUUGAAAUGGAAGAAAGAAAACCUUUAUUUUUUUAUGCAGAAGGGCUGCACUUUUCCUUUUCUACUUUCUACCUGGAAUACUAGCAGGCAUUGUAAUGUAUAUAUUAAAUUGGUACAGAUUUUCCUACAAAAGAAAUCCGUACCUAACUUGGCAGCUAUAAGACUUCUCCAAAAGUGUCCUAAUCUCACCCCUGCCCCUGCCAAAAGGCCAUGUAUUUAUAUAAACCUGUUACGGUAGGUAUGAUAAUGAAAUGCAAACAAUUGCACUAACAUUUGACAACAUAAAUAUUUAUUUUUUUUAGCAGUUGUGCCUCUCUAAGAGAUAUUAAAAUGGGCCAAAUUUUGCUGUGAAAUGUGUGAUUACAGGAGAUUUCACGUAGAUUUAUUUUCUGUGUACAUCUCACAUCUUAGGACUAAGUAGCAAACAUGGUAGCCUUCAGUUGAUGUUGGAUCUAGCUCCCAUCAGCCUUAGCCAGCAUGGCCAAUGGUCAGGGAUGAUGGGAGUUGUAGUCCAACAUUAUCUGGGGGCUACUCUAUUGGCUAUCCCUGCUUUAGGGCUAGUAAAAGGUAAAGGUAAAGGGACCCCUUGCGCAAAGCAAUCAUGCUGUGUCAUGGCAUACUAGGUUAAAAUUACUAAUCAUUUAGUGAUUGAAAUUAGCCUUUUAAAAUAAAGCACCCAUCGUAAGCUUUAUUUCGGCAAAAAAUGGUGAACUAGAUGUACUGGGGGCCUACUUCUGGCAUACAGAAAAAUUAGUGGAGGGGAAAUUUUUUUGCAGGAACAGAUUUACUAAGGGGGAAAGUAUGUGUUGCACUGCAGCCAUGUGUAGCAAAGCACUGACAGCCCCCAUCUAUGUGGCAAAGCACAUUCAGGUAGGGGCAGUUUGCAUCAGCUGAGGAAAGGCGAACAGUCAACCCUUUUCUUGCCGGGCACUGUUCCUCUGAAGCUUCCCCUUCAGAAUAUUCAGAACCUGCAUUUAUCUCACAAAUAGGUCUGGAGCCCUCUAGGUACAAAGGCAGCUGCAGGGUGGGAUGUUCCAGGAGGAGAGUUGCUGCAAAGGGAAGGGUUAAGCAUCUCAUUUCCUCAUGGCCUUUUUCUAAUGCCGAUCUCCACCUCUGGAAGGUGCUUUGCAAUGGAGAAGAUGUUGGGUUUGUUUCAUAUGUUUGUGAUGUAUUGGGUAGUUUGCCCCUGCUAAUUAAGGUAGCCAAGGAUAUCAUUCAGUUUUAAAGCUUUUAAAAUAACUUAAAACUUUUUCCGUACAUUCAAGUCAUACUCAGAAUAGACCCACGCAAAUCAGUGAACCUAAGUAAGUUAAAUAUUCCUAUUAAUGGGUUUGCUUUGAGUAUGACUUAGUUGAAUAUCACCCAGAGUCUUGGGUUUUAAAGAACCAACAAAACUACCUCAGACCACAAAUUUUGAACUGGGCUUUAAUCUUAUGGUACUUUUUAAUAUGAGAAUUUUCCUUUUGAAAAACAUGAUAGGAAAUGUCCCCAUGCUCUGCUAGCACAUAGCAGCCAACUUCAACAAAGCAAAUAUUGCAUUAUACCAGAGGGUACCAGUUUACUAAGAUAAAGUUAAGUAUACCAGAUUACGCAAUUGAUACUACGUUAAUACUAAAUUUCAGUAGCCAGCUUUCAUCACUGGUUCUCUACUACGGAGAAGAAAAACUAACUGUAGUGGUUGGUAUUUCAACACAAAGGGAUUUUUCUGCCUUGAGCCAUUCAUGUACCACAUUUUGUGUUACUGACUGCUCUACUUAGGGCAUAACCAAUCUUCAAGCCGUACAGUGUCAAAGUCCCACUUGCCCUGAUAACUCCACUUAUCUGCAUGACAGAUAAAAUGAGGUGUGAUAUCGGUGUGAGGAAUCCUGCACAGCAUCUAUACUUUCUUUCCCUCCAGAUAGUUCCUACACUUGCAGCUUCCUCACUUGAAAUAUUUCUCAACAGAGUAAGUGAAACUUACUUUGAGAGAGUGUGUGAGUGUGGAGGAUUGUAGCUUAAUCAGAAACAAUUCUUUGUCAGUGUUGAAUCACCAGUCUUGGAAUUUUUGAGGCAACAACAGUUGAUACAUUGCCAGUUUUCACAGAUCAAGCUUCAUCAUCUCAUACCUGUUUGUACUUCAGUUGAGGUUAAUCAACUUCAUCAGUGUCUCAUGAAGGAUGGCCCAAAGCAACGCCUGCCUGGAUUGUCUGUUAUUUCAUCAGGUAUACACUAUGCUCCCUGGGAAAUAUGCUUCAGGAGUACCAUUUUCCACCAUUAAUCUCUACCCCUGGUGUUUGCUGGGUAUAUCAGAGAAGAAGAAGAUAAAUAUAUGGGAAGCAGGAUAACAUGAAAGCAUAGGGGAGAUGACAUCUGAAGCAAUGCUGCAAACUUGAGAAGGGGGUGAAGCAGUAGCAUCUAGAUUCACUGAUGGUAUUUUUCUUGCAGCGCCAAAAUUGCAUGAUUUUUGUUACUUUUCAAAGUGGUCUAUAAUUCUGAUUCCUAUCAGACACUGUUGACAUGCAUCAUGUGCUAUGAAAUGACAUAGUUCUUGGAGGCUGCUUCUUCCUAAGUGCCUUAAAAAUUAAGCAGUCUUAUUCUGUUGGAGAUAUUGGGAGGUUUCUUCACCUUAUACUUUGAUUCUUGUUAUCACAUGGCUGUUGAAACUGUUUAAAAGUAUGAUAAAUGUUGUUUAGUAACUUUAUAAAUGAUAGUGAGACUGUUUUAUAAUGGUUAGAUAUCCACCUUUUUAUAGGAAUGUGAGCACAGGUGGGAGGUUUGUAUAAGACUGUAUAAAGUUCUGUGUUCAAUUAAUGUAGCGAGUACAAAAGCCAAUAAAAUAUUUGUUGAUUUGUCCUUCAA
Zootoca vivipara (common lizard) is the source of this 4667-nucleotide messenger RNA. It is a transcript of the gene GALNT12, whose product is annotated as polypeptide N-acetylgalactosaminyltransferase 12. NCBI's taxonomy places the organism in Eukaryota, Metazoa, Chordata, Lepidosauria, Squamata, Lacertidae. The record is from RefSeq and is a predicted model, not a curated record. Gene Ontology annotation, cellular component: Golgi apparatus. Gene Ontology annotation, biological process: protein O-linked glycosylation. Gene Ontology annotation, molecular function: polypeptide N-acetylgalactosaminyltransferase activity.